CCACUGACACUGUGUCUCUGAGUUCUUUUCUUUUGUGUAGUCCACAGGAUUUGUUGUAAAAGUCCUUGAAUGUGGACCCUGAAUCUGCAGAAAGGGGAUUUCAGUGCAUAUUAGAUUCCCCUCUCAUCCCUCCUCCCCCUCCGGCCACGCUCACUCAGCCCUCCCCAGUCCCACCCCUCAUCCCCUCCUCCAAAGGUAUUUCAACAAGAAUUCCAGUCUUUGUUUCUGAGACAGAAACACAGAGAAGAGUAACAAGAAGAAUGAAUGCUUCUGUGAUAAAUGCUCCCCAGAGUGGGUUAACAUUCAGGGAUGUGACUGUGGACCUCUCACAGGAGGAAUGGGAAUGUCUGGACUGUGGUCAGAGAACAUUGUACAUGGAUGUGAUGUUGGAGAAUUACCACAAUCUAGCCUUUGUGGAGAAUCAUCGCAUAUGUGGUAAAUAUGAGAAGGGCUUGAAUCAAGGCGCAAAGCACAUUGUCCAUGAGGAUGUGAAUAGCCAGGAGAAGUCUUAUAAAUGUAAUGAGCUUGGGAACAUAAUUCAUGAAUCCUCCCGAUGUACACCUUAUGACACAAAUGAUACUGCAGAAUAUUGCAACAAGUACAGAUUUGAUAUCCACAGAGAUGCUUCUGUUGAAACAUAUGUAAACAGACAUAAAAGUGGGAGCACUGGAGAAGAACCUUGCAAAUAUAAAGAGUCCAUAAACUGUUUAAAUUUGUAUUCUAUCAUUAGCCAAAAUCAAAGAAUUCACACAGGGAAGAAAGGACACCAAAAUACAGAGUGUGAUAAAUCUUUUGACUUUCAAACUAAAAUCACACAGAAAUGUACCAAUCGUGGGAAGAAACUACACCAAUGCAGGAAAUGUGGAAAAUGCUUCAAGAUGUGCUCAAGCCUCAGUGGACAUCACAGGGCUCAUAUUAGAGAGAAAACUUAUAAAUGUACAAAAUGUAGUAAAUCCUUUUUGCAUUUGUCCCAACUCAAAGUCCAUUACAAAAUCCAUUGCAGAGAAAAACCUUACAAAUGUACAGACUGUGCUAAGUGCAUUUAUCAUACACCCAACAUUGAACGGUAUUAUAGGAUCCACACUGGAGAGAAUACUUACAAAUGUAGUGAUUGUAGCAAAUCCCUUAUAAGUGCCUCAUUGCUUAGAACACAUCAGAGAACCCAUUCGGGAGUGAAACUUUACAAUUGUAGCAAAUGUGAGAAAUCUUUUUCCAAGAAAGACCAUCCUAGAACUCAUCAGAGAAUGCAUUUAAGAGAGAAACCUUUCAAAUGUAGUGACUGUGACAAAUCCUUUUCUAAGAAAGAUAAUCUUAAAACUCAUCAGCGAAUCCAUACAGGAGAGAAACCUUAUAAAUGUAGUGACUGUGACAAAUCCUUUUCUAAGAAAGAUAAUCUUCAAACUCAUCAGCGAAUCCAUACAGGAGAGAAACCUUACAAAUGUAGUGAAUGUGGUAGAUCUUUUACCCUGAAAGGCUAUCUUAAAACUCAUCAGAGAAUCCAUACAGGAGAGAAACCUUACGAAUGUAGUGACUGUAACAAAUCCUUUACCCAGAAAUCCAGUCUUAGAAUUCAUCAGCGAAUCCAUACAGGAGAGAAACCUUACAAAUGUAGUGACUGUGAAAAAUUCUUUACCCAGAAAUUCACUCUUAGAAUUCAUCAGAGAAUCCAUACAGGAGAGAAACCUUACAAAUGUAAUGAAUGUGACAGAUCCUUUACCCUAAAAGUCAAUCUUACAAACCAUCAGAGAAUCCAUACAGGAGAGAAACCUUACAAGUGUAGUGAAUGUGACAAAACUUAUUCCAAAAAAGACCAUCUUAGAAUUCAUCAGAGAAACCAUACAGGAGAGAAACCUUACAAAUGUAGUCAAUGUGAGAAAGCUUAUUCCAACAAAGACCAUCUUAGAAUUCAUCAGAGAAUCCAUACAGGAGAGAAACCUUACAAAUGUAGUCAAUGUGACAAAUCCUUUACCCAGAAAUUCACUCUUAGAAUUCAUCAGAGAAUCCAUACAGGAGAGAAACCUUACAAAUGUAGUGAAUGUGACAAAUCCUUUACCCAGAAAUUCACUCUUAGAAUUCAUCAGAGAAUCCAUACAGGAGAGAAACCUUACAAAUGUAGUAAAUGUAACAAAUCCUUUUCAAGAAGUUCAGUUCUUAAAAAACACCAGAAAACUCAUAUGGGUGAGAAGCCUUAUGAAUGGAGUGAAUGCAAGAAAUCCUUUACUCAGAAAGGCAGUCUUAGAACUCAUCAGAGAAUACAUACAUGAAACUUUAAAAAUGUAGUGAAUGUGACAAAUCCUUUACUGUUGGCUCAUUUCUUAGAAUACAUCAGAGACUACAUCCAAGAGAGAAACUUUACAAAUGUAAUAUAUGAGGAAAAGACUUUACCUGCCCCUCAAGUCUAAGAUGGAAAUUCAUACCAUUGGGAAGGGAUUUCAUAGGAAAUAAUGUGUUAUGUGCAUUAUCCAAGCUCUAUCCUUAGUGAUGCUUGAUGCUCCACACUAAAGAAUCAUUAUGAAUGUGAGAAGCUUGUGAAAGUCUUUAAGUAAUGUUCAAAGCUUAGAAAAAAAUCAAUUAUGUUGAGGGAAAUUCUGAAAUGUGGCAAUAUAGGAAAUUUUACAUUAAAACUUUUUACUUCUUCAACCUCAAAUUCUUUGUAAUGAAGUCAAAAUGGAGAAAUCUGCAGUGUAUGCUAUUAUGUAACAGUUUCCUGGAGAUUGGAAUGAUUCAUUCUGAGGGGAAGCUGAUUAUGGCAGUAAAUACACCACUCACAAUAGCUUCAAGAAAUCCCAGAAAUUGACAGGAUUCAGUAUGCUUAACUCAAAUGAAGAAACUCAGAUAAACCAUGCUGCUUAGAAGGGGAUUUGAGCCUCCAAGAUAGAUUGCUCUUUAACCUGUAUGUAUGCCUACAGGUUUGCAAAUGUUCUCUGGGUGUGCAUUAUUCAUAUGCUGUAUCACAUGGUGGUUUCAAGUUUCAUGAUAGCAACUGUGUUGAAUUUCUUGUGCUCCAGUGAGCAAUUCCUGCCCUGUAGCUGAAAGUUUUCCUGUGUCCCACCUGGUCUCAUAGCCACUCAGACCCAAUAUGGCUCUAUUUAUCAACUAAUAAGAGUAACACAUAUUCACAGCAUACAGAAAGGCAUCCCACAGCACUUCCCCUUUUCUGUCUAAUCAAAAUGGAAGGUUUUAAAUUUAACAUAGUAAAAUUACAUCUAACAAAACAGUUAUCAAGCAAGAAUUGUUGUUACAAUAUCUAGUCUAUGUGUAUUUGUCAAAUUCAAAGAAAAUAUUCUAUUUAUCUUAUAAUUGUGAGCUUAAGGUUUCAUAUAUAACUUACCUUUUAUCAUAACCAAGAAAAAUUAUAACUAUCUAGUCUUCAAUUACAUCAAAGAUCUCCCAAGGAUAUAAUAUUACCUAACAGGAAAAGCAUUGUAAGCAACCUCCAAAAUUCUGGAAAUGACAGAGACAGCUGCCUGCCUGGACAGUCAUCCAAAGUUCCUCUGUCAUGUUGGGGCAUCCAUCUUCAGCCAAUAGGCCUAGAGUUUUUUAGUUGCUUCUCCCUGUGUCCUGUAGAAUGUCUGGCAGUCUCCUCUGUGAAGCAGAAACCUGAAGAACCAUUUUGCCUUGCAAAGUUCACUGGCUACCUUCCUAUGUGUCCUGCAUAUCCAGUUUAUAUAACAUUAUCAGCAGUCCAGGCAAGAGCAUUUUCUUGCCCAAAUGGCUAUUUUUGCCAAGAAGAAGAUAAACUCAUAUGGAGUAUCUUCAAUACCCAUUUUCCUCUUUGAAGUAAGUUGGUGCUGCCAGGAGCAGACAUGUCUCACUGUCCAUAAUGUCUAAGUUUUUAAAACAUUUUAAAUGCCAUAUUCUGUAAGGCUUUGAAGUGUUUCAAGAUUACUUACUUAAUUGAAAUAUAUCUUUAUAUAUACCUAAAGAAACUUAACUAACAUGAUUAUAAGUUUGAUUAUCAUGGAUGACUAAUUAUUAAUCUGUAUUUCUUAUACGUUACAAUUUCAAAUGAGCUGCACAAACAUACCUUAAACAAGAGUAGAAAUAUAGUAUAACAAAAUUAACUUUAAAUUUGUAUCAAUAAAGUAAAAUCCAUAUCAUUGUAAAACAUUUCAAAUAAGUUGUUAUUCUUUAAAAGUAGGUUCAAUAAUCUACCCUUUCAUUCUAUUAUAUCUAUAUCAUAUCCUUUUUUCUUCAUUAGAAAGAGACUGCAUUUAUAAUCAAUCCUCUUUAAAUAAAAAUAUACAUUUUUUGUAAACAAUAUUUUGGGAAUUUGGGUGUAGCUUCUAAUACUACUUCCUGCUGGUUGAGGGUGAAGACAUCUUUACGGGAUCCUGAGAAAAUUAAGAAUUAUGGUCAAGUCCUGACUGGAAUAGUCUGUGAGGCUAUAUUCUCUGAAGCAGUUGCCUUGAAGCCAUUCUGGAUGUUGGAUCAUGUGGGCCAUGGUGUCAUCGGAGACCUUUCAGGGAGUCUUGACUGAUCAAACCAUAUUAGCCUGGAAGCAAUUCACAGGUUCUCAUCUUCUGUGGAAACAAAAGCAGGACCUCUUUUCCAAAGCAACAUAUCCUUAGACAUAAACUUUGAAGUCAAAAUACCUUUAAAUAUAUAUAUAUAUAUAAUAUUAUAUUAUAUUAUAUUAUAUUAUAUUAUAUUAUAUUAUAUUAUAUUAUAUUAUAUUGAUUUAACUGAGCAGCCUUUACAAUCAAAUAUCUUUCUGCAGUUAAAGAUCCCAAUACAAUAUAAUCCAGACUCUGUGUAUGAUUUCAAUCUUUACAUGGCUAUUUUUUAUAUUACUUUUACUGUCUCUUUAAAUGACUUUAUUUUUUAAAACUAUUUCUUUAUAUAACUGUCUAUCCUUUUUCUCUCUUGAAAGCCUAUGUACAUUUUUACACACAUUGUAAACUGUUUAGAGGUUUAUUCCAUCUGAGUCUGCCUUAUUGUUAAUCUAUUGCUUUAAACUGCAGCUUGGCUAGGUCAGAAUUGGCAGUCUUGGCUGCUGACUCCUCCCACCUUAGCUUCCCAACAUGGUGGAGGUAAUUUACCACCAGCUCUGGGAGCAAUGCUGUCUGCCAGUUCUGGAAGGCAGUGUGUCUAUGUCUCUAUCAAGCAGCAUGUAGCUCAGUAACCCUUUUUAUAGUAGCAAAAGCUAAACCCACCAUGGAUUAGAGACACCUCUGUGUACUGUGGUGGGAAUCCGCCAUGCUGCAGGUCAAGCCCACAUGCCACAAAUCUGCCAUACUGUAGCUCAAGCCUGCAGGCUGCAGCUGGCCUGAGAGACACACUAGGAAGCUGUUUUAAGCUUCAUUUUACAAUCUUUUUUAAAGUUUCUCAGGUUUUGGGUGGAAAUUCUUGCUCCACAUUGGGGAGCUAAACAUAACUGGAAGUUUUCCUGUGUCCUGCCCAGUCCCUCAGCCACUCAGACCCAAGUAAACACACAAAGGCUUAUAUUAAUUACCAAUUGCAUGGCCUAAUGCAGGUCUCUUGCUAGCUAGUUCUUAUAUCUUAAAUCAACCCAUUUCUACUAAUCAGUGUUUGGUCACGUGUUCCACGGCUUUACCAAUCUGCUGGCAUGUUGUUCGGAGGCAGUAGCUGGUGUCUCUCUCCACCUUCUUCCUGUCUCUCUGCUUGAAUUUCCUGCCUGCCUCUAAGCUGCCUUGCCAUAGGCCAAACAGCUUUAUUGAUCAACUGAUCAGAGCAACACAUUCACAGCAUAUAGAAAGAUAUCCCACAGUACUUCCCCAUAUUCAUGUGUGCAAUUCCAAUAAAGCUCUCUGAUUCAAAAAGUUGGCCUUGCCUCUGUUUUCAGUUUCCAGUUGUGAGUAGAUGCAUAUGCAUGUUGCAUCUCCCUAGGAAAAGUGUCUCAUGAAACAUGUGUUGAACCCAUUAAGUGUUCCUCCAAACUUAUAAACAGAAAAUUGAUAUUAGAGCAGCAGUUAUCAACCUGUGGGUCUCAUACUUUCAUAGGGUUUUCCUAAGAUACAGUAAAACACAUUAUUUCUGAUUAUCUUAGGAACUGAGACACUAAUCCUCUGUGCAACUCCAGGUGAGUCUCCCUAUGUGCAGAUACACAUAUAGGAGUACUUGGAACUGCUUUGAAGGUUUGCAGUAUUAGGAAAGUUGGAACUACUGUAUUAAAGAGAAGGCAUUUGAGUCACAUAACCUAGGUAAGAUUGUGCCCAGUACUCCAGGCUUCCUGCCAUAGUAUUUGUUGGAGUUCAAAGAGCUCCACACAUACAAAAUAUAAAGGAUUCAGGGGCUGGAGAGAUGGCUCAGAGGUUAAGAGCACUGACUGCUCUUCCAGAGGCCCUGAGUUCAAUUCCCAGUACCCACUUGGUGGCUCACAACCAUCUGUAAUGAGAUCUGGUGCCCUCUUCUGGCCUGUAUGCUGUAUACAUAAUAAAUAAAUUUUUUUAAAAAAAGGAAAAUAAAGGAUUUGGCUUCAGAAGGCUGCUCUCUUUCUCUGCAAUGUUGGGGCAUCUGUCUUUGGCCUACAGGCCUGGCAUAUCUGAUAGACUUAUCUGUGAAGCAGGAUUUUCUGGAGGGCUUUCCUACCUUGUCUUGGCAAAGUUCAGUAAUCCUUUCUUUUGUGUUCUGCUUGUCACAUUUGGACAGCAUACUGUCAGCAGUCAAGGCAAGGACAUUUUCUUGCCCAGUGGCUAAUUUUUGUCACAAAGAAAGUAAAUUCUAUAUGGAGUUUCAUCAAUGCCCAUCAUCUUAUCUGAAGUAGAUUGGUGCUGCCAGGAGCAGACAUGUCUCGUCAUUUUUUUUAAAAAAAAGGAAUCUAUGUUAUUAAGACAUCUUAAAUGCCAUAUUCUGUAGUUCUCUGAAGUGUUUAAGAAUGACCUAUCUAUCUAAAAUAUAUGUUUGAACUUGAAAACAUACCUAACAUGACUACAGAUUCAAUUGUAAUGACUAACUAGUAACUUGCAUAUUUUUUCCCUUUUUUUUUUUCUUUUUCUGAGACAGGGUUUCCCUGUGUAGUUUUGGUGCCUUUCCUGGUUCUGUAGAUGAGGCUAGCCUCAAACUCACAGAGAUCCACCUGGCUCUGCAUCCUGAGUGCUGGGAUUAAAGGUGUGCACCACCACUACCCAGCUGCAUUUCUUUAUACCCUAGUUUGUAAUAAUAACUUUUAAGGACUAGAAAUUUGCAUUACAUUGUUAAAUGAGUUGUAUAGGUACAAUACUUUGAACAAAAUUAAAAAUGUAUAUGCAGUAUGUUCUAACAAAAUUAAUCUCAAAUUUGUAUGAUAUACAAAAUUUGUAUACAACAUAUAAAAAUCCAAUCCACAAUGUAAAAUAUUUAAAACUAGUAGUUUCUUUUUAAAGUAGAUUCAAUAAUCUACCUUUUUUAUUUUAUCAUAUCUAUACUCUCCAUUUUUCCUUUUCAGAGUAGAUUCAGUAAUCAGCUUUUUUCCUGACCAUUGCCAAUACAACUUGUAAUCAACCACCCUAAACAAUGACAAAUAUCCAUAACCCAUUGAACUACCAAAUACCACCCACAUCACCUGUUGGGAUUGUGGACAUCAUGUUCUUAAAUUUACUUCUUGCUUUCUGGGGGUGAUGGCAUCUUUAGGGGGCCCUGAACUGAAAAAUUUGGGUUAAUUGUCAAGUCCUGAGAGAGAUAACUGCAUUAUUUGUUGUCUAGUCUCUGUGUAAUGGGGAAUUGCAUGGUUUGUCUCAUAUCCUGGUGAGGCUGUACCAUCUCAGCUAGCCACCUCAAAAUUGUCCUGAGAAGUUUGUAGUGCAAAGCCAAUCUUUGAGUAGUGUUUGUUAGCUUAACAAUGUUAUCAUAGUCCAUGUGUAAUCAUUGUGGGGGCCCAUCAUCCUUUUGGGGGACUUCAAGAGUAAUUGUUAGGGGUGUUCAUGGUUCAUUGCAGAAAACUUUAACAUUGUAAAUAUCAUAUACAGCAGAUCUCAAAGAGGUUAAAGAAUCAAUAUUUGUUAUAUACACCCAGAGUACAAAAACUUAAUGACUAGUUACAUGAUAAAGACUCAAAUCUGAAAUCAUGUAUAGGAAGCUAGGUGAAGCCUUUUUCUAGAAUCAGUUCUAUAUAUGACCAUUAAUAUUAUGACAAAAAUUAAAUAUAUAUAAUCUUAUAAAUUUUGAGGGUAACAUUUAUACCUUUAGAAAAGCAUGGAAGAGUCAAAAUAAAACCAAAGAUUAGGAAAUUAGUGACAAUAAAAUUGCCCCUUAAUUUUUUGUUUUUCUUCCAUCACGUAUCAGGUGGCUCUUCUAACAUGAGAUAAAGAUUUUUUUAUUGUACUUUAACAAGCAUGCUUGAGUUUACAGAAGGAGAGAGCCACACUCCAACUCCAAAGGCAGCUUUAAUUUUUAGUUGGGACAACAAAAAGACCAUUUAUAUUAUAUGUCUGUAGAAAAAGCACAAACAUUUGGGAAGAUUUAUGAAAUUUUAUUCUGCUUGAAAUAUAAUAUCUGAUAUGUCAAUGUGCUCUUUUUCUUGGUGUUUUUUUUUUCUAGAUGAUUUAUACUUUUUUGUCAGAUUUCUCAUUUGUCCAAUGAUCUUCAGAUUCCUUAGCAGAAUGUCUUCAUUCUCCUGAAAAAAACAAAACAAAACCCUGCCCCAACUCUAACUUUAAGGGAGGUUCUCUUUUGGCAAGUUAUAUCUGAUCAAAUGAGAAACAUUUGUUAGUUUUAAAGUUAAUUUAAAUUGAAUGGUCAUGCCGGUUGAUGAACAAUCACCUCUUUUAAUUAAGAGGUAUCUCUCAUUCAAAUCAAACCUUUAUCAAUUUUAAUGGUAUCCAUAGCUUUUCUUUUCCUGAACAAACAAAAACAAAGCCUCUUCCCCAAUUUAAUACAUAUCCUGGUCAUAUUCUGAGGUCAGCACAUCUUUAAAAAUACAGGCUGAUUUAAAUCCCUUGUUUUUUCUAUUAUCCAAUGUCUCUCUACAGCUGUCGUUCUUUUCUCAUUAACAUUUAGAAAAUUCAAAUUUAGGAAAGCAUUAUGCAAUCUAUUUCAGGAGGUCUUUAUUACCCCUUUCUGUUUAUUUAGCAUAUUCUUUAGAGUUUGAUUUGAUCUUUCUAUGACUGCUUGGCCUGUAGGAUUGUGUGAUAUACCUGUAAUAUGCUUUAUAUUGUAAUAAGCAAAAAAAAAAAAGAA
Messenger RNA from Peromyscus californicus insignis, 9117 nucleotides. Its product is annotated as zinc finger protein 260-like. Bases 261 to 2264 code for a protein of 667 amino acids. Gene Ontology annotation, biological process: regulation of transcription by RNA polymerase II. The transcript has 4 exons. Gene Ontology annotation, molecular function: DNA-binding transcription factor activity, RNA polymerase II-specific; RNA polymerase II cis-regulatory region sequence-specific DNA binding. Lineage: Eukaryota; Metazoa; Chordata; Mammalia; Rodentia; Cricetidae. The record is from RefSeq and is a predicted model, not a curated record.